This is a messenger RNA of Culex quinquefasciatus (southern house mosquito), 1765 nucleotides long. RefSeq lists its product as uncharacterized. The record is from RefSeq and is a predicted model, not a curated record. NCBI's taxonomy places the organism in Eukaryota, Metazoa, Arthropoda, Insecta, Diptera, Culicidae. The coding region runs from base 77 to 1765 and encodes 562 amino acids. The transcript is spliced from 4 exons.
CCGUGUGCGAAGGUGGUAGUCGAAAUAAUUUGUCAGUUGAACUGGUAUUUCUGCAAAAAGUGGUUUCGACAAGAAAAUGGCUUUUAUAGUGAAAUUUCACUUACAUUUUCUAUGGUUACUAAUGCUGGCAGUUUCAGUGAUUGGUCAAACUAUACCAAGAUUCUGCAGAAGCUGUCCUCCUCCUGAUACAUCAAAUUGCAACCAUGCUAACAUUGGUGCAUAUCCGUGCCAAAACGAUACCGACAGUUGCUACGUGCGCAACCUAAACGGCCAGAUCGAUCGUGGUUGUCUGCAAGAGAUAUCGAUUGACUCAGAUCGCCAGCGCUGCCAGGACCCCAGUGAUCUAUCCUGUUUGGAAUGCUCCGCUAUGUCUUGCAACAGUGCGCUCUGGCCAACAUGCCACGUGUGUCAAGAAUCAACGGAUCCCAAUUGUCGCGGGGAGCAGUCGGGUGUUGGGACGUUCUGCGAACGAUACAACGCUCCAGGGAGUUGCUUCGAGCGGAUCGUCAACGGAAGUGUGGAGCGCGGAUGUCGGUCCGACGUGGUCGGGGAUCCGUGCGGCGGGAAUGAGCAUUGUCGGGUGUUUGAGGGAAGUGCCAGUAAUGGGCAUGAUGUGAGGGAAUUUCAGGUGACGAAAUGUGUUCAGUGUAGAGCGGAUGAUUUGGAUGUAGAUCGAAGCUGCUUGAGUGGGGGCAAAGGGCUGACGAAUUGUGUUGGGCCUUCCGAUGGGCGGUGUUACUCAAGGAUACUCGACGGUGGAAUUCUUGAACGAGGAUGUCAAGGAAACUUGACGUUGGAUGAAGUCCAACGAUGUAAUGGAACUAUGUGUGGAAUAUGCAUUGGGGAUGGCUGCAACUCGGGAAUCUUCCCUGAAGAUCGUUUAAGGUGCAAUGAGUGCAAUUCUGGAAAUACCUCAGAUUGCAACAUUGAGCUAACUGAUGCUUCAAAAUCUGUAAUUUGUAAGAUUUAUACCGAGGACAACAUGUGCUAUUCUGCAAUUUCGUCAAACCAAACCUUCGAGCGAGGUUGUCUUUCAGAUGUGAGCAACUCAAGUUGUAUCGAAGACGAUAAUUGCAUUCAGUGCGUGGGAAACAAUUGUAAUAGCAUCUCAGAGCAAACAAUCAUGAACUAUCCAAAGUGUUUGAGAUGUACAUCCGAGGAUGAUGGUUGCACGGAAGGAAAUAUAACGGCGUCCAAGUGUGACCAACCGGACGAUUCAUGCUUCAUGCGUGUUGAAGAUUCCGUGCUCGAAAGAAACUGUCUCUCAACGCUGAGUCCAACUGAUAGAACCAAAUGUACAACGGCAGAUGACAAAUCCUGUGUAGUCUGCCCUUCGAGAGGUUGCAACAGCCAACCUUGGCCAACCUGCCAUGUAUGUGAAGAAACUACCAACUCCACCUGUCCGGUGGAGCAAUCCCGUUCCGGAUCGUUCUGUAAAAACCAUAAAGAACAAGCCGAGUGUUUCGAACAACUUGUUCAGGGAAAUGUCCAACGAGGUUGCGUUUCUGACUUGAUUCCAGCGGUUGAUCCUUGUGUAAGCAACGGGAAGUGUAAAUCUUGCACUGGGAAUGAUUGCAACAAAGAGAGAAGUGACCGCUUCCAAAACGUAGCCUGUCUACAGUGUACAGCUGAUGGGAUGGAUUCCGAUGGAAGCUGCCUGCUGGGAACACAAGUUUCGCAAAGCUGUGAGGAUCGCUCAAACGGUGGAUGUUUCACUUGGAUCAACGAUGGUAGGUAUCAAGCUUGUUCAGCAAACCCACGUUAA